Paramecium tetraurelia is the source of this 162-nucleotide messenger RNA. RefSeq lists its product as uncharacterized. The record is from RefSeq and is a predicted model, not a curated record. The transcript has a single exon. Lineage: Eukaryota; Ciliophora; Oligohymenophorea; Peniculida; Parameciidae.
AUGACUGUUUCCCUCAUUGAUUUCAAAAGGUGUAAAGGAUUAGCUGAAUAAUCGAUCUUUUUAAUAGCGACUAACAAUAUUUCAAUGAAUUCAAAUACACUAUUAGUUUUCCUAUCUAUCGCCUUCCAAAUGACUCCUCCUGAAACCUUCCUAAUUUUUUGA